Chlamydomonas reinhardtii is the source of this 2817-nucleotide messenger RNA. RefSeq lists its product as uncharacterized. NCBI's taxonomy places the organism in Eukaryota, Viridiplantae, Chlorophyta, Chlorophyceae, Chlamydomonadales, Chlamydomonadaceae. The record is from RefSeq and is a predicted model, not a curated record. The coding region runs from base 51 to 2342 and encodes 763 amino acids. The transcript is spliced from 9 exons.
UUAGAGUUACACAGUGCGCAGCUUUGCGCAACCUGCAUGCAGCAAACGACAUGUUGAGCAUCGCGACGGCGCAGCACCCGGGGGCGGGGGUGGCAGCGGCAUCUGCCGCUGUGGUCCCGACAGAAGUUGGUGUGAGCGGCGGCGGGAUGAGCAGCGUGUUCCGCUCUCGGGACCGGCAGAAGACGCCGCGACGGCAGCCGAUCUGGCUCAAGCGGGACAAGUUCAUGCGGCAUGGCGAGCUGCUGCUGUCCGCGGCACUAUCGGCCGUGAUAAGCCCUGCGCCGGCAUCGGAGCCACCGGGCCCGGCUGAGGCUGCAGGCGCCGCGUCGUCUGGCGGCCCUGGCGGCAGGGGCGAGGACGACACCGCCGGAGUGGCUCAGGCGCUGGAGCGGUGCCUGGCUGUUGUGCGGUUCGCGGUGGGGAUGCUGGCGGACAUGCUGCGGCCUGGAGGGCCUGACUCAGACGACCUGCCCGUCACCGCGCUGGGCCAACACCACGUCACCGUGCGGCAGCUGCUGGCGGCGGCCCGCACGCAGCAGCAACACCCAAUGGCCACCAGCGGCACCGGCCGGACAUUGCCGGUGCCCGCGCCACGCGUACACGUGCAGGAGCUGCUCAGCUUUGAUCCCGCAGAGGGACCAAAGUCCCUGGCUGUCAUCGAGCCGGCGGCUGUGGCAGGCGCUGGGGACGGGACCAGCGGCCUGCUGCUGCUGGAGAGGCUGGCGGCGGUGGCGCGCGUGCGGAUCGACCCACGUGUCAGCGCCAAGGCCAAGCGCUUGGGCCGAGAGGUGUCGCUCAAGGUAAAGCUCGAUGGCGGCGGUGAGGUCGUGCUGCUGCGGCCCUUGCCGCCCUUUCAGCACGGUGGCACGGCGUCGUCACCACCUGACGCGGCGCGGGCGGGGCCCGGAGGUGCCGCGCCGGUGUCGCCAGGCAGUGGCGCCGGUGGCGCUGGUCACUCAGGCGUAUCGGUGGUCAUGCCGCCGCCAGCCGGCCUGGCGCGUCCCUCACCCCUGGUAGACCUGCUGCCGCCCACGACACUCAUUGCGGCGUCCAUCUCUUCCGGCGCACCGGCAGAAGCAGCGCCGGCGCAGCCCGCCGAACACGCCCCUGGCGAUGGCGGCGCUGUGGCGGAGCGUCAACCGCAGCAACCACCACCAAACCAACAGCUGCCACCCCCGCCGCCGCCAGCACCCCAACCAGCCCUGCAGCAGGCACCUGCUGCAGAGCAGCAUCGGCACCCAGAGCCCCAGCAGGCUCAGGAGCGCUACCUCAUCUCGUCGCUGCCCAGCCUCGUGCUGCGCGGCCGCCUGCCUCACGCCGCCGAGCCAGAGUUCAAAGGUGACUUGGUGGUUCACAGCCCAGACACAGGAAUGAUGGUCAGCAUCACGUUUGGCGAGGGCGGCGCCGCCAAGGGCGUGGUAGAGAUGCAGCCACCGCAGCCGCAGCUGCCAGCCGGCAGCAGCAGCAGCGCUAGCUUCAGCGCCGGCAGUAGCCCCGCGCGCCAGGCGGCGGGCGGCACGCCGGUAGGGCGGCGGCAGCAGCAGUCGCGCUUCGCAGGCGUACUCGGCAGGGUGUCGGGCUCGCUGCAUGACAGCAUCCAGGUCACGUGUCCAGCGCUGGCUUUGGAGGGCGACAUUCACAGCGAGCAGCCGCCCGCGCCCGGCCUGCCGCCGCUGGCGCCCGCACUCGACCUGGCGGCACCCGGCCCGCAACAGCUGCCGCGGCUGUGGUCAGCGCUGCACGAUGCGUUUCUGUAUGCGGACCCGGCUCAGGCCUCGGGCGGCAAGGCGGCCGAGCAGCUGACACACCAACUGGCAGGCAUGCUACACAGCCUGUUCCCGGGCAGCAGGAGCAGCAGCCGGAGUGGUGGAGCGGGCGGCAGUAGCAGUGCGGCUGCGGGGCCUGUAGCCAUGGCGCGCAGCGCGCAAGGGACCCGGGCAGGCCGCAGCGUUGCCGGCGCGGCCGGGAAGGAAUCGAUCGUAGGUGCCAGCAGCAGCGCCGCCGCAGCUUCCACAGCGGCCGCAGCGAACCCAGACGACUCCGACGCUGACUCAGACUUUGAGGCUGCGGCAGCGCGUGAUGCUGGCGACACGGCGGAAGACCCUCGCGAUGUGCCCCCUAACUACAAGGCCAAGCAUGCUGCUGGUCAGCGGCUGGGGUGGCAGCUGCAGUACACGCUGGUACUGCCCGACGCCUCCGCGGCUCCCGCCGCCGCCAACAGCGCCACUGGUGCAGCGGGUGGCACUGUGAGCAGGCUCCCUCACCCGAUGCAUCUGGUACCGUCAAGUCUGGCGGCGGCGGCGGGCGCGGCGGCACAAGGGGGGCAGGCACGUUUGCGCUAGAGGGCCCAACGCUGUGCCUGGCUUCAGCGCACCCAUGCAGAUAGAAGUGGCUUUCAAUUCAGACGUGGAUGGUGACCCGUGGUGACGGCCCUAGUUCAAGCGCACGCAGCGCUGUGCAGCUCGGAGGUCACUGGAUAGCCUGGAUUGGGGCCGCCCCUGUUGAGUGGAGGACAUGAGGUGGAGAGGGAGCGGUUUCACGAUUGCACAUAAUGUCAUCCAGCCUAUAGCUAGGUCCGAGCUGCCAGACCUACGGGGAACGUUCAGAGCCACCCCGGCGUCUCAAGCCGUCCCAGUUAUCGCCUGUCUCAGGAAAAUAGGCGUGGAUCAUAUACCUUGUUGCUCCGUGUGGGAACGCGGCGAUGGCGAGAGUCACGGCGGAUGCCCCUGGUCGACCGGACAGUGACCAUGCACUGGCAAGGGCGGGCUGUACCCUUGCAGGCCCUAUGCGGCGGAAGAGGCGCCCGGCUAACCGGAA